AUGGCACGCGAAAAGUUUGAACGUACAAAACCACACGUAAACAUUGGAACAAUUGGUCACGUUGACCACGGAAAGACAACUCUUACUGCAGCAAUUACUAUGGCAAUGUCUGCACGUGGUGGAAAGCAAGGUGGUAAAGGAUAUGCUGAUAUUGACUCAGCUCCGGAAGAAAAAGCACGUGGAAUUACUAUUAACACUGCACACGUAGAGUAUGAAACAGAAACUCGUCACUAUGCACACGUAGACUGUCCAGGUCACGCUGACUAUGUUAAGAACAUGAUUACAGGUGCUGCACAAAUGGAUGGUGCAAUUCUUGUAGUAUCAGGUGCUGACGGACCAAUGCCACAAACUAAAGAGCACAUCCUUCUUGCGAAGCAAGUUGGAGUACCUAACAUGGUUGUGUUCCUUAACAAAGAAGAUCAAGUUGAUGAUGAUGAACUUCUUGAGCUCGUAGAGCUUGAAGUACGUGAUACACUUAGCAGCUACGAAUUCCCUGGUGAUGAUAUUCCAGUAGUAGCUGGAUCUGCACUUCUUGCAUUAGAAGCAUUAACAGAAAACUCAGCUAUUGCUGCUGGUGACAACAAGUGGGUAGAUAAAAUUUACAACUUAAUGGAUCAGGUAGACCAGUACAUUCCUACACCUGAGCGUGAUACAGAAAAGACAUUCCUUAUGGCUGUUGAAGAUGUAUUCUCAAUUACUGGUCGUGGUACAGUAGCAACUGGACGUGUUGAGCGUGGAACAGUUAAAGUUGGAGAUGUAGUAGAGAUCGUAGGUCUUGGUGAUACACGUGAAGUAACUGUUACAGGUCUUGAGAUGUUCCAAAAGACUCUUGAUGAAAGUGUAGCGGGAGAUAACGUUGGAGUACUUCUUCGUGGAGUGCAAAAAGAUGAUAUUGAGCGUGGAAUGGUACUUGCAAAAACAGGGACAAUUAAGCCACACACAAAAUUUGAAUCUCAAGUAUACGUUCUUACAAAAGAAGAGGGUGGACGACACACUCCAUUCUUCCCAGGGUACCGUCCUCAAUUCUAUGUUCGUACAACUGACGUAACAGGAAAAAUUGAAUCAUUCAAAACUGAUGAUGGUGAUGAGGCAACUAUGGUAAUGCCUGGUGACCGUGUAAAAAUGAUUGUAGAGCUUAUUCAGCCAAUUGCAAUUGAAAACGGAAUGCGUUUUGCAAUUCGUGAAGGUGGACGUACUGUUGGUGCAGGUGUAGUAUCAACAAUUCUUGAGUAA
Molecule: messenger RNA, 1233 nt
Organism: Micromonas commoda
Lineage: Eukaryota; Viridiplantae; Chlorophyta; Mamiellophyceae; Mamiellales; Mamiellaceae
Source: the annotation of a RefSeq genome assembly